Magnusiomyces paraingens is the source of this 2439-nucleotide messenger RNA. RefSeq lists its product as uncharacterized. Lineage: Eukaryota; Fungi; Ascomycota; Dipodascomycetes; Dipodascales; Dipodascaceae. The coding region runs from base 1 to 2439 and encodes 812 amino acids. Gene Ontology annotation, biological process: mRNA export from nucleus in response to heat stress; NLS-bearing protein import into nucleus; intracellular mRNA localization. The record is from RefSeq and is a predicted model, not a curated record. Gene Ontology annotation, cellular component: nuclear pore; nuclear pore nuclear basket. Gene Ontology annotation, molecular function: structural constituent of nuclear pore. The transcript has 2 exons.
AUGGAACAACAACGACACGGCCGCCCUAUUCGCGAUAGGACAUCAAGAAGAGUGAACCCUUAUGCGCGAUUCAAGCCUGAGCCUGAACUAAAUGCCAAUCCCAAUCAGACCGGAUCUUCAAUUAUCAACAAAGUCAAGUCGCUUUUCACAUGGGCCAAAGCGCCAGUAAAUUCAGAGAAUGAUAAUGAAGAAAACAAUACAAAUAAUACCAAAUCAUUUUUUGACAGUUUCAAAGUUUUUAAAUUCCAAGCCCCUGAUUUGUCUCGGUUUGGUAGCGGCAACAGCAACAGCAGUAGCAGCAGCAGCAGCAAUGAUAGCAAUAACACAGCGCUACAACUUUCAACAUCUGAACAAGCCGGACUAAGUCGUCUUGGACUAGAAAACUUGAAUGAGGAUGAGAAUCUGUCUAGUAACUACCAUGCUCUUGCGGAGUUUUUUGAAAAGAAAGGCUCUGAGCCUUUGACUGAAAUUGAGGAAGAGGGCGUAAAGUCCAUUUUAAGACGAAUCCAACUGAAAUCAGCAGGAAACAGUCCAAAUGGAAAGCUGAGAUACCCUGUAGCAUCUAUUCAUGCACCUUCGCUUAAUAGAUUUGAUAGUAUUCCCAACACAGCAAAUUCAUUCAUGCCGCGAAAUGGAAAAAAGCAAAAGGCAAGCCACGAAAGUUCCGAUUCCACACCGCUUAUUAAAUACACACCACUAUAUUCUGGAAACACAAAACGUCCUUUGGAAAUAACCAAGUUUAAACUGCGGAAACUUAAUAACCUUGCAUCUAUUCCUACACCUUAUAGACCCACCACUGAUUUAGAGUAUUAUCAAUCUCAAGAAGAUGAUGAGCAGCUCCCUGACGUCGAUAAUGAUUAUGAGAGUACAGCUUUAGUUAAAGCGACUGAAGAAAAUGGAAACUCCAAUCUUGAGGAAGUGACUUCUGCUGAGGAAGAAAAGGAGAUGAGCAAGACCGCUUCAGCUAUGCUUUCACUUAUUGAGCCUCUGGAUGAGGAAAAGAAACAAGAGAACGGCAAACCCCAACCGAAGAAGCCUUUUAUUAAUCCAUAUGCAUCUACAGCGGCGCGGUCUACGCCGCGAAAUAAACGGCCUCGUCGGCCGGUCGUAGCAUCAUCUUUGUCUUCACCUUCAGGAAUCAUUAAGAGCUUAGAGCAGACCAUGCCCGAAUCCGGUGACAACAAUACCGAAAACUCUAACUCAGGAUCGGCAUCGCUUCAGCGUAAAACAGAUGCGGCUUUUGUGGAUAAGUACAAACCAGCGCGUUCUUCAUCACUACGCAAAUCGCUUGAUCUGACUGCUGACGAGGGGGGGUCUUCGCCGCGCGUCAGUAUGAUAUCCACAACAAUCAUUGAUACACAACAGCCCAAAUUUACUGCUCGAUGGUCCGCUCCUGAGUUUGCCGAUGAAGAGGACGAUGAAGGUGAUGUCAAGUUAGAUGAUGCUCCUAAAUCGUCGUCAUCACCGCAAUCGGCGAAGGCACCUUUAUUUUCCUUUAGCAAGCCUAAAGAGAGUGCAGCUGAAGGCAAGCCUGCUGCUCCUCUAUUUACUUUUGGCGAUAACAAAAAGACUGAAGAAGAGAAGAAGGAUGAUUCCGAACCCCCUAAUAAAGCUUCUACGUCACUUUUCAGUUUUGGUGGAGCCACUACUGAUAAGCCUGCUAAGCCGCUCUUUGAGACUGGUAUUGGUGCGGCGACAACGGCGGCGAUCACGCCCACUAUUACUUUAGGCUCAAAUAACAGCACUGCAUCACGGACCCCAGCCGCCACUUCCAAGCCACUAUUUCCUACUACCUCAUCAUCGAAGCCUCUUUUCAGUACUGGAUCCACAACCCAAGCACCUGCAUUUAAGUUUGAGGGGCCUGCUAUUGUUUCUGGUAAUGCAGGAUUUAGUGCUGCGCCAGCGGUUGCAACACCUACACUUUCAACAUCUACAACAGUUCCCACAACAUCGCCUAUACGGCCAGCUGGGUCACCUGUGAAGUUUAGUUUUCAAGGAGCACCAGUUUCUGGGCCCAACAGUGGAGGUUUUAAUUUUGGUGUGAAUGGCAGUAACAGCAGCAGCAGCAGUAAUACAGGUGCUCCCAUUUUUAAGUUUACGGCUAAUGGUGGUGGAAUCAAUGGUAAUAGUGCAGUAGCAGCGACAACUACAACAGCCUCAAGUACUGGUAGUGGUGGAUUUCAAUUUACAGGUGUUGCCAAUGGUAGCAACGGUAGCAACGGUAGCACGACGACGAAGCCGUUUAUUUUUGGAGUUUCUCAGCAGCAAUCAACAUUGGCCACUAGUAAAGACAACAACGAUGAAGAGUCGCGGAAGGUUGCUUCUGUUUCUGAUUCGAUGAAGAUUGAUUUUGGGACUGUUGAUUUUGUGACUCCACCUUUGGGAGCUGUUGAUGAAGCUGUAAUUCAGACCCUGAAGGAAACGGAAUUUAUAUUUUAG